AUGAAUACUCCAGAAUUGCCUUAUGAAUUCUUUUCAGAAGAAUAAAAGCAUUAUUUAGAUAUGCUUGUCAAAUUUUCUGGUAGAACAUAACGAACUCGUCUAGUUUCAAGUUAAGCCAUACCUAGUAAAAAAUAUGUAAUAAAUGAUAAUGAUUAAGUAAUUCCUUAAAAAUAAUUUUAUUUUGAUGACUGCAGAUGAAUAAUAUGAUUUUAAUAAAGCAGAUAAAGUACUUUCGGAAUAAACUACAAUUGGUGGUUUAAUUGGGUUUGGUAUAUCUGCCGUUUCGAUGCUUUACUUUGUUAAUUCUAGACCAUUACAUAAAAAACUUUAUGGAGAAAUGUUCACAAGUGGAAUUUUAGGGUUGGUGUUUGGAUUAUCAUACUAUCAAUAUCAUAAUUAUCAAUACAGAGAAAAAAUUCAUUAGAUGUAUGUGAAAUUGUUAGCCACAAAAAAAUUAGGGAGAAUUUGA
Paramecium sonneborni is the source of this 469-nucleotide messenger RNA. The record is from the annotation of a GenBank genome assembly. Lineage: Eukaryota; Ciliophora; Oligohymenophorea; Peniculida; Parameciidae.